GCCAGGGAUAUGCGGCCUAGGGGGCGGGGCCAAUGAGAUCGUAUUUUUUGACGGCAACUCGGAGCUCCGCAGUUUCACCUCGCCCAGCUUCUAAGGCCAAGACAUCCUUAGUAGUGGGGAAUGGCUCAGAAACGAAGGACUGGCCCCAAACUUGAACUCACUGCAGACCAAAAGCAGCAAAUGCGAGAGGCUUUUGACCUGCUGGAUGCUGAUGGCACAGGCACCAUUGAUGUGAAAGACCUGAAGGUGUCCAUACGAGCACUGGGGUUUGAACCCACAAAGGAAGAGCUGAAGAGAAUUGUGCUCGAAGUGGAUAAAGAAGGAACAGGAAAAAUUGGCUUUGAUGCCUUUUAUUCUGUGAUGACUACAAAAAUGUCACAAAUAGAUCCCAAAGAAGAAAUCUUGAAGGCCUUCAAGCUAUUUGAGGACAGUGAGAGUGGCAAGAUCUCCUUCAAGAACCUCAAGCAGAUUGCCAAUGAGAUAGGAGAGAAACUGACAGAUGAAGAAUUGCAGGAAAUGAUUGAUGAAGCUGAUAUGGAUGGAGACGGGGAAGUGAAUGAGCAGGAGUUUCUGAAGAUACUGAAGAAAGUUGACAAUUAACAUUGAAUUUCUCUUGUUUCUUGAACAUUUGCUCUGCCCUUCGCCCCUCCAGCCUUCCUGUUCUUCAAGGAGCUAUGGAGAUGGUGGUGGGUGGUUUCUGUUCAGGAAUUACAGAAUGCAUUGGCAGGCAAGCAGUGAUGGAGCAUAACUGGUAAGAAGGGAAAGGCUGUAGCUUUUUGUUUUUUAGCUCCUAGUAUGCACUCCGUUCACAUUAAAUGCUUCAUGCCAUUUCA
This is a messenger RNA of Heteronotia binoei (common prickly gecko), 833 nucleotides long. RefSeq names its product centrin-2-like. Bases 121 to 600 code for a protein of 159 amino acids. Gene Ontology annotation, molecular function: calcium ion binding. Gene Ontology annotation, biological process: nucleotide-excision repair; mitotic cell cycle; centriole replication. Gene Ontology annotation, cellular component: centriole; centrosome. The transcript has 5 exons. NCBI's taxonomy places the organism in Eukaryota, Metazoa, Chordata, Lepidosauria, Squamata, Gekkonidae. The record is from RefSeq and is a predicted model, not a curated record.